UUCCACCUCCAACAGAACAACAGCUAGCUUUCACGAGACAGUGUGCUUUUAACAUUGACUCAAGGUCGGCUUCUUCCAGUGCCCAGAAACUCGAUUUUUCCCGAUUUUCACCUCCGUACUGAUGGGGAGCGGAAAAGCCCAAUACCAGCCAAAACAAUGAACAUUUAUUACAAUUCUGGUAAGUCACCUCUGCAGCUGAUGUGAGGAAAUCUCUAUAAUCUUUAUAAAAGGACCCAAGGACCACACCGUCAUGGAAAACGUAACCCAAUUCCAAAUCGAUUUCCAGUGCUAUCUCUUCACCCCCGUCUACAGCCUGGUCUUGUUUUUUGGACUGAUAGGAAAUCUCGGAGCUUUGUAUUACUUCAUCUUCAAAAUCAAACAGAAAUCUCCUUCAAACGUAUACAUCAUUAACCUGGCUGUGGCCGACACGCUUUUCUUGUUCGCCUUGCCAUUUCGUAUCCACUACCACCUCAAUAACAGCAACUGGAUAUUUGGCGACGCCAUGUGCCGCAUCACCGGCACGAUCUUCUUCGCCAACAUCUACAUCAGCAUCAGCUUCAUGACCUGCAUCUGCGUGGACCGUUACAUCGCCACCCUCCACCCUCACACCUACUUGAAGCUUCGCAACACCAAUCUGGCGACCCUGGUGAGCACCGCAGUAUGGUUGGUGUCUGGGUCAGCCAUGUUGGCGUUCAUGUUAACGUGCCCGCUAUCAAGUAAAGCCAAGAUGUGUUUUGAAGGCUUCAGUCCAAAAGAGUGGAGUGACUUGGCGCCCUACAGCAUAAGCAUUCUCAUUUUUGGAUCCCUUCUGCCUUCCGUGGUCAUCCUGGUCUGUUACCCCAUUGUGGCCUGUCGUAUCGCCCACAUCAGCAACUCCACCGCCCGCGAGGCACGACGGAUCAUAUAUGCCAUCCUAAUUAUCACACUCCUGUGUUUCCUUCCUUAUCACAUCGUGCAUCUUGCGUACCUCUUGGCACGCUUGAGAGAGAAUGAACCGUAUGUGAUGUUCAUCCUCCGUCGGUUGACCAUGGCUCUGGUCAGCCUAAACAGCAUCUUGGACCCGCUUUUGUACUACUUUGCAACAGGCCACUACACGUGGAGGUUCAAAAGACUGAGGCUGAAGAAGAAAACGGGGGUUUAUUCCAUUUCCAAAGGCUUUUGAGCGUCUAUUUCAGUAAAAAUGCACGAACAAUUUUCUGAAGUCAAAAAAACUGCAAUGCAGAAAUAUGGACUCCAGUGUGGCUUGAUGAAACUGUCAAAAUUUUUCUCAAAUAACUGUACUACUACAGUACAAAAUCAAACAAGACUAUUUGUAUUACGUAACAGCAAACUUAUUGAUAGGCUGAUAUGUUGGCCAAUGUUUGGCUCUUUUGAA
Molecule: messenger RNA, 1375 nt
Organism: Puntigrus tetrazona (Sumatra barb)
Lineage: Eukaryota; Metazoa; Chordata; Actinopteri; Cypriniformes; Cyprinidae
Product: P2Y purinoceptor 4
Exons: 2
Coding region: 251-1162 (303 amino acids)
Biological process (GO): G protein-coupled receptor signaling pathway
Cellular component (GO): membrane
Molecular function (GO): oxysterol binding; G protein-coupled receptor activity
Source: RefSeq, a predicted model, not a curated record